CGUGUGUUUGACAGUCCGUUUUCGGAUUUUUUGAAGUUGUGCAAUGCGUCGCGGAACAGUUUCUGAACAUCUUUUUAGGUUGUGCCGCUGAUACAAGAGGAACCGGUGAAACAACGCGAGCUUUAGGGCGCAUUUCCCAACCCUUGCAUUAGUACUCUUCGCGUCAACUACCAGUAUUUGAAAAAAAAGCCAUUUACAAACUCGACCAUGUCGAAGCUACUGGCACGCCUACUGACUCAGCAGAACCGCAGCCGGAUCGCGACCGGAACGAAAAGCUGCUGGCAAAUGCGCCAGGCAUCGACUGGUGCUGGUGGCGGGGGUGGCAGGACGUCCGACCCAAUGAAGGGCAAGGGACCCAUCACGUGGAAAAGCUUUGCGCUGAUUGCGACGGCCGGCCUCGGCGGGCUGGGCUUCAUGUGGUACGUCAAGGAUGAGAAGGAACAGGCUCUGAUGCGCGAGAGGAAGCGCCAGCUGGGCAAGGCAGCUAUCGGUGGUGCGUGGGAGUUGGUUGAUGCGGAGGGCAAUGUGCGGAAGUCGGCCGAUUUUGUUGGCCAGUGGCUGCUGAUUUACUUUGGCUUCACGCACUGUCCCGACAUUUGUCCGGACGAGCUGGAGAAGAUGGCAGCGGUGGUGGACGGGCUGGCCAAGGUGGAAGAGGCCGAUACGAUCCAGCCGUUGUUCAUUACAGUUGACCCGGUGCGGGACACGCGGGAAAUCGUCGGCAAGUACGUGAAAGAGUUCCACCCGCGGCUUCUUGGGCUGACGGGAACCGUGGACCAGAUUGCGCGAGUGUGCAAAGCAUUCCGAGUGUACUUCAGUGCGGGGCCGAAGGAUCAGGACGAGGAUUACAUUGUUGACCACACGAUUAUUAUGUACCUCUGUGACCCGCAAGGACAGUUUGUCGACUACUACGGGAUCAACCGCGAUAAGGAACAGAUCAAGAGCUCUAUCCUCAUUAAUAUGGCCAAGUACAAGCAGAUGCACAAAACGUCUUGGUUUUAAGAUUGUUUCGUUUAGAGAAGAAUAAAACGCGAGUCAAACUGUAUAAAAGAUUA
Culex quinquefasciatus (southern house mosquito) is the source of this 1055-nucleotide messenger RNA. RefSeq names its product protein SCO1 homolog, mitochondrial (gene Scox). The transcript has 2 exons. The coding region runs from base 208 to 1002 and encodes 264 amino acids. Gene Ontology annotation, molecular function: copper ion binding; copper chaperone activity. NCBI's taxonomy places the organism in Eukaryota, Metazoa, Arthropoda, Insecta, Diptera, Culicidae. Gene Ontology annotation, biological process: intracellular copper ion homeostasis; mitochondrial respiratory chain complex IV assembly. The record is from RefSeq and is a predicted model, not a curated record. Gene Ontology annotation, cellular component: mitochondrial inner membrane.